This is a messenger RNA of Argiope bruennichi, 7087 nucleotides long. Its product is annotated as disintegrin and metalloproteinase domain-containing protein 11-like. Gene Ontology annotation, biological process: membrane protein ectodomain proteolysis. Bases 202 to 2943 code for a protein of 913 amino acids. The record is from RefSeq and is a predicted model, not a curated record. Gene Ontology annotation, molecular function: metalloendopeptidase activity. Lineage: Eukaryota; Metazoa; Arthropoda; Arachnida; Araneae; Araneidae. The transcript is spliced from 29 exons.
GGACGAUUUUCCGGGAUAUAUAAAGAGAACGUAGUGAUCACGUGGAAUCGUUUGGAGUUCUGGAGUCCGCCAUCUUCCUCACCAGACGAUUUCCGUGGCCAUGCGCACGAGGAGGGACGCUCAAGAGCAACCCCCGCAGCAGAUGAGGGUGCAGGCAGCCGACGACCGGCCGAUCUCUUCACCUGACGGACGAUAGAUAAGAUGAUUUCCAACCUGAGGAUCUGGGCCCUUUUUUGUGGAUGGUGGGCCCUCUGUGCCGCCGUGGGGGUCCCCAAGAACGAGAGAGAUCUUUUUGAUGAUUUUGCGGAUGAGAUUCGACCCAUUGCUGGCCUGAAACUGCACGCCAUGCCAGCGGAGGCAGAGAGACUGAAGAGACUCUACCCUGAGAACGAGAAGUUCAUCGCCAACAUCCCCUCCAGAUACUACGAGGUCAUCUAUCCGGUGCAGGUGAGGCAGCAUCAAAAGAUGGGAGUUCUGACAAGAGAGACUGACGCCAACAAGACUGGGAAGCACUAUUAUUCGACAUCUUUGUUGGUGAAAGCUUUCAACUAUAAAUUCAAGCUAGACCUUGAGUUGAACACCCAUCUUUUGGCACCGAAUUUAAUCCAAAAACAUUUUCUACCAGAAGGAAUUCAACGCUUGUCUACCCAAGAAAUAGAACAGUGUUACUAUCAUGGGACGAUUAAAGAAUAUCCAGGAGGGAUAGCGGCUCUACGAACAUGCAAUGGCAUAAGUGGAGUAAUUCAUGUGGGGAACGAAACAUUUGUGAUUCACCCAUUCUAUGGAGGGGACUUAUCACGGAAGCACCCUCAUGUGCUUUUUAGAUUUUUCCCAGAAAAUAAAGGCAAGCAUACUUGUGGAAAUACAGGUAUGCACGAGUGGGGUUUCAAGCAGUUCAGAAUACGCCCACCCACAAGAAUUAAGAGGGAUGUUCGGCAAGUGUACAAAUAUAUAGAACUAGCUUUAGUGAUAGAUCAAGCUAUGUUUGAAAACAGAAAUUCUACAAAAGCAGAAGUUGUCAGCGACGCUAUACAGAUUCUCAACUGCGUCGAUCUGUACUUCAAGACUGUGAACACCCGUGUUUCUGUCGUGUACGUGGAGACAUGGGCUCACGGUGACCAGAUCGAUAUAAUAGCCGAUGUCCGGCAGACGCUGCUCAAUCUACUGGACUAUACUUCCAGAAAACUCUAUAAAGUGGCCAAGGAUGCUACGCAUCUGAUCACAGGGAAGCAUUUUCGAGGAAGUGAAGUAGGGAUGGCUGUUCCAGACAGCAUUUGUACUGCUAAAGCUGUUGGUAUCAGCGAGGAUACUAAUAUAUACGAACCUCAGCUGGUGGCCAGUACCAUAACACAUAUGCUUGGUCACAAUCUCGGUAUGGGUCAUGACCACACGGAUGGUACAGGAGGCCCAGAGGAUUGCAAAUGUCAGGACUGGUGGAGUUGUAUUAUGUCUCAAAAUAUUCUAGGGGAAAGUAAAAUCCAGCCAUAUCAUUUUUCGUCAUGCAGUCUCCAAGAUUACAUUAGAGCACUCCGAGUAGGGCAUGGUAUAUGUCUCUUCAACAAACCAAAUCAGCUGGAGGAUUUCCGUACUUGUGGUAAUGGAGUUAUAGAAGACGGCGAACAAUGCGAUUGUGGCAGUAUAGAGGAAUGUCUACGCAGUGAUCCAUGUUGUGAUCCAAUUACUUGCAAAUUAAGAGUUGAAGCCGAAUGUUCCGCUGGUCCCUGCUGUGAAAACUGUAAGUUGCGACCUUCUGGUCAUCUGUGUCGUCCUGCUUUAACAGAAUGCGAUAUUCCUGAGUUUUGUGACGGAAGAUCUGGGCAAUGCCCGACAGAUUUGUACAAAAAGAAUGCCAGCCCCUGCAAUAACGGCGAAGGUUUCUGCUACCAUGGGAAUUGCCCUACACCUGACAACCAAUGUGAAUACCUAUGGGGAUAUGGGGCGGUUGCUUCGGAGCAAGAAUGUUUUGUCCGUUUCAAUACGCAGGGAAGUCUAAAUGGAAACUGCGGGACCGACGGAAGAGGAGGCUACGUCAAGUGCGCUGAGGAAAACGUCCGUUGCGGAUCGUUGCAGUGCCAGAGAGGCUCCAGAACUCCCCUCGUCCCUGGCAUGGACAAGCAGUAUUCGAGAACAAUAGUGUACCUUGGUGGGUCAGAAUACGAAUGCAAAGCAGUUCAGAAAUUUGAUACUUCAAAUACAAAUAAAUCAAGUGCUGCAGGAUAUAAUAUAGCAAUGAGUGGAGGUACUUUAAGUGUUCCCGACAUUCCUGAUUUAGGCAUGGUGCGAGACGGCACAAAAUGCGCUGAAGAAAAGAUAUGUGUAAAUCAAACUUGCGUCAGCAUCACCCAGUUCAUAGAGCCCGGAAAUUGCCCAACAUCCCAUAUGGGACUCGUCUGCUCCGGACACGGGGUGUGUUCGAAUCUGAACAGUUGUUACUGUGAUCGUGGCUGGACAUCAUACGAUUGCAGCCAGCGAGCAGACGAAAGAGCACAUCCAGAAGGUUUCGGCCCCAUUCCCAACCUUUUCACAACCCCUGAAGCUCCCUCCACCGCCGCCGUCGCUGACUGGAAGAACAAAACAAUCCGGAGUUCCUUCGUUGUAACCAAGGGUUCAACUCUAAGUACACCUUCUUUGGUUAUAGUUUUGGUUACAAUUGUGGGAAGUGUAUUCAUAUUUUUUGCUCUCCUAGCCACGUGUUACAGACGCAGCGGGAUUCUGCCGAAAGGCGCUUCAGACUAUCUGAAGAAGCGCUUCGGCAAAAAGUUGCACAUGCCACUAGCAAAAAAAAUGGAUGGUUCCCAAGAGAAUGUCAACCGUAUCAUAACUUUCGGCAGUAUGCCCUCCUACAGGUGUCAUCUCUACGAAACCAGCGAUGGUAAUUGUCCACAAGACCCGCCAAGGUUCCCUCUGCCUCACAUCUCCGAAGGCCCAGAAGGAGUGUGCUAAUCAAACCACCAUGCUCUCACCAAAUCAGUAAAAAAAUGGAGCCAUAGCUGUUUUAGACAAAUUCCAGGAUUGACUUUAACAAAUUUUCAGGUGCAUUCACUGGAAAGGUCUCUUCCUCAUGACUGAAAAGACUGACGCCAGCAACUACCAUUUUCUUUAUGGGUGGAUGUGGUUGCACAUGAUCAUGCUUGUUCAUUAAAGAGGCAGCCAUUUAUUUUUAUCGUUAGCUAAACGCACAAAUUAUAAAUUCAUUGAGUCUUGAAUUUGAUUUAUAGAUGUAAUAAUAAAUAGGCCAUCCAGACUAAAAUUUGAAUUUGCUCAUUUGGUUGCUAAAUGGCUUUUGACAAAUAGUAUCCUGCAGUGGUCUUCUAUAAUUUAAAAACGUUUUGUGUUAUUUUAUUUCAAUUUUACAGCAGCUUUACUAUCUUUUUGGCUAUAUUCUGUUAGACAUCUAACAAAAGAAACAUUUAAUGUGACUGUAAAUUUUUUUAGUGUUGCUGUUUUACUACAUAGGGACCAGUUGCAAGUGACGCCAUUCUUUGGCAGAUACCAUUUUUUUAAACUAUUUUCUCCCCGUUUUUGAUAAAAUUAUGAUUAUAUGAGGAGAAUUUUUUAUCUCUAGCUUUUGCUGCGAAAGAUUGUAUCGAAGGAAUAGUUACUUGAUGAACAGAACCAAAAUGGAAGUAUGAUCUUGUGUUGCCAUCAUCAGCUUUUACUAGUCCUCUCUGCAUCUGCUAUGUGUCAUUAACAUAAAAACUGAUUCAUCAUAUAAGCAAUUGAUGAUUUGAAAAUAAUUGCUCAUAUAAAUGUUUAUCAUCAAUGCUGACAUCAUAACGCUUUUAAUUCACAUGUCAUGACUCUUAUAAAUAAUUGAACAAUUAAAUAAGCAUUCAAUGACCUGGUAACUAAAAUGUUAAUGUUGUCAUUACUGUCUCUGAAUAAUGGGGCUAUUGUACAAUGAUUAAAUGACCUGGUAACUAAAAUGUUUAAGUGCCACAUAUUUUUUCUAUUCUGUGGUACAAAAUUAGACAAGAAUUUUUAACUAGGAUAAUUGCUUAUAAAUCUGCGAUAAAAUACGCGAAAUUUUAGAUGGAUAUUGAAGCACAUUGUAGAAUGUGUUACAAUUGUGUUUCAAUUGAUAGAUUUAAAAUAUUAGCUCAGCUAAAGCAUAUAAGCUUCUUGGUUAAAUCUAAGCUGCUUUAGAAAUCAACUAAAAAUGCACACCAAGUUUGCAUUGCUUUUGCGGUGAUGUGCGCAGAAUCUGUGAUGAAAAGGUGAUCCUAUAUUUAUCAGCAUUUCAUAUCAAAAAUCCAAUUAAGUUCUGUAAAUCUAUUGAAUUUCAAUUUGGAAUCUUAAUGCAAAUUUUUACAAAUUCUUGGCAUUUUAGAUUAGAUAUUAAAGUAAUUUUGAAAAUUUCAACAAUAGUCCAUGCAUAUUACAUCUAUAUUUGUUCUGCGAGAAAAAUUAUGCCUUGCGUAUUAAAUCUUUACUAAUACAAAUUUAAUAGAAAUGCCAAUACUUUUUACUGCAUUUAAUUUAGCAAUGUAUAUUUAACUGUGAUGUAGCAAUAGAAAAUGUUAACAUAAAAUUUAAAUACUAAAAAGCGAUUACAUGUGUUAAUAAAUUGCUUUAUCUUUUACAUUAAUUCUUUUCUAGGUACUGAACUUUACGAUAAACCUGGUAUUGUGUUACAGUAUCGAUCCAAUCAUUAAACACUUAGGAAAAGUUAAACACAUGUAUAAAAUCGAACAAUUCUUGUAAAUAAUACAUAGAUAAUAAUCUCAUUAAAUUACCCAUAUUAGAACAAAAGAAUCGAGAAUAGAAUAUCAUCCACCAGUCGUAUGCCAUUUACCUUCAUAAGUCAGAAACAUAGAAUUAAAAAUUAUAAUUUCUUAAAACAACUAUUAUCGGAGAUAUAUUACGUAUUAGUCCUUACGUAUAUAUUCCGAAAUAAUAGGGACGUGAGUUAUGUGUUAUGAUUUGUAAUGAAAUUGACUCAAAGGUUAUAAAAUAAUAUUAAAUGUUAAAUAUUUCAAUAUAGGAAAAUUUUUCAGAAAUAGAAUGGUCUAAAUAUAGCUACACUACGCUGUAUGUCAUUUAAUUUCAUGGAGUCAUAGUCCAGUUGAACAUUCAAUGACUCACUUUUGAUAUUAAUGUUGGAAAGAAUUCUCUUGAAAGUUGAUCUCUUUGCUGACAAUUCCUGCAUCCAGUAUUCAGUUUUUAACUAUAUUUCUCAUCCAACUUUUCAUCAUCCGUGUGGUAUUUCCUCAAGUAAAUAAAACUAUGCUUUCUCUUUCCGUGCACUGCCAUCUGGCGAUCAAGAUAUGUAUUAUACGUUCAAGCUAUUAAAAUUAGCAAGUGGAUAUGCAAUGCUUCUGUUUGAUACUAUCUUCAUUAGUAAUGAAAUUUAAAUAAAACUGACAUUUCUAGUAUUUAUUUUAAACUAUAAAUUUCAAUUCAACUAGCAAGCAACAAAAAUUGUGCUGAAAUUAUGAGAAUAUAUUUUAAGAAAAUAAGUAAAAGUACAUUACCUUUUUUAAAUCUGGAACAUGUAUUUACACUUCUAGUGGAAUAUACUUUAACUCUGCGAACUUAUUUCACACUUGGCUGAUAUUAAUUGGAGUACAAAAUAUCAAAUUCCAUAAAUUUUAUUCUUAACAGAAUAUUUUAUUGUUGCCACAACUGAUUACUACAAUAAUACAACUGAAAAAUAAAUAAAAGAAAAAUUCAUAAAUAUUAUUUAAAUGAAAGAAUAAACAUAAUUAUUUCCAAUAAAAUCGUCUGCAAUUAUUCACCUAAUUUUCAACAAUAAAUAAUCGUUUGAUAAAUUCGAAAAAUUCGUGCAGCAAAAAAGAAAAAUUGACGAAAUGUCGACUGACGUUUCUAUAAAACAAAUGUGAAGCAUUUUAUUAAAUAAAGUUCUUAAAAUUUCUGCUUCAGUCGCUGUGCAAAUUAUUACACCAAUCGUCAAAUAGAUACAGAUAAUGACCGACAAAAUCUCGUUUCAUGAAUUAGAUUUUUAAAUUCUGUUUAAGCUUAUUCAAGCAGAAGCAACGAUAUCUAAAUAAUAAAAGAACCUUUAAUGCUUAUUCCACAAUUUUGUCGCGUAGACUUCGGUAGGGAAUAAAAAAAAAAAGUAUUUCAUACUAUUUGUCGGGUUCUUUGUGAUUUCUAUGGUUGAUUGUCCAAUUCAAAUGUACGUUUCCUUUUCAUGUUAUAAAGUAAUAUAGAUAAACUCAUCUGUAUUGUAUAGAUCAUUGAAAAGUGAACUGAAAAGCUAUUUUGUAUUUUAGUCUACUUACACGAUUAAAAAUAUUUAGCACUUUGAAAUACUAGCUGUAGCAUGUACAGUUGCGUUUUUCUACUUUUUAAAUUUCUGUCACAUAGCAAAGCGAAAAUCGAUACAAUUUAGGAAUAAUAUUACUAUCCUCCAAUCGUCACCUUUAAUUUUUGAAAAACCGGUACACUUCGAUAGCACAGAAUUAUUAAUUAUUAUGUGAUGUAUUUGUACAUAGGAUGAAGGAAAUAUUCUUGGAUACAGCAGGAACUGAAAUCAUUGAAAAAGGGCAAAGAAAUUAUAAUAUUGUACAUAAAAAUGUAUUUUGGUGUAUCGAAGUUUUAGAGUGAAUUGAAAGAAAAUUUUGGAAGUGUAAUUAUUGAGCAAGAGAGUGUAUUUGUUUAAAGCACUAACUGAUUUAAAAGAAGUGCUUUCUUUUAAAACUAUUUCUCAAGGGAAAAGGUUAUAAUUUACAUGUCAUAUUUAUGCAUUUAUAUGUUAGCCUACUUAUCAUUUUGGUGCUCAUUUUCUAUAAGAUAAAUGUUCUUGUUAUUAUAUAUAUAUAUAUUGUGUGAUUUAAUCUAUUAUAUUUUUAAGUGAAUGAAAACGAAAAGCAGAAGAAAAGUUGUUUAUUCCCAUUCAAACAGAAAUUCUGUUAUAAUAAUUCUACUUUAAUUUCUUGAAGCAUGCAAUUUUUAUUACUUUUAGCUCCAUAUGAUUCAGUAUAUCAUGUGUAUAUCAUGUCAAUCAUGAUAUUAUGGCAUUUCAAAAUGAUGUUCUAUAAUGAAAUAAAAAAAAUGAAUUAAGAACCAAUAUAUUAUAUUCGAAAUUUCAAUAAACGUAGAAUUCUUAACAGAUUAUUUUAUG